AUGGCUGCCCGGUGUACUGGCUACACGACUUCUGCUGUUAAGCAUGUGCAGGGCCUGUGGAAGGCAUCUGACAGUUUCUGGCAGCACCAGUGGGGUCUGGUGUAUGACUUGUUUGGUGAAGAUGAACAUUUGCUGGGAGCUCUUGGUACAUUUUUGGUUCCCACGUUGGUGUUCUGGUUAGUAAACGGUUCCCUUCUGGUUGUGGAUGUGACCGGCCAACCUGCCGCCCUGCUCAGAUACAAAAUACAGGAGGAAAAGAACGUUCCGGUGGACCCUGUAAAGCUGUGGAAAACCAUUAAGUUGGUUCUAUUCAACCAGUUUAUUGUGACUGGUCCGAUCGUCUUCAUAACUGCACCGCCCAUCCUCCACUGGCGCGGAAUGCCGUGUGGGCGGGAGCUCCCAUGGUUCCACUGGGUCGUGGUGGAGCUGACUGUCUUUGUGCUGGUGCUGGAAGUCAUGUUCUACUAUUCUCACAGGCUCCUGCACCAGCCUGCUCUGUACAAGAGAAUUCACAAGAAGCACCAUGAGUGGACGGCCCCCAUUGGGAUUGCGGCUGUGUACUCCCAUCCUGUGGAGAACAUCCUGUCCAACCUACUUCCUGUAGCUGCAGGUCCCAUCCUGAUGGGGUCCCAUUUGGUGACCGUCUGGCUGUGGUUCUGCCUGUCUCUCACCGCCACGUCCAUCUCACACAGCGGCUACCACUUCCCCCUGCUGCCCUCCCCAGAGGCACACAAUUUCCACCAUGUGAAGUUUAACCAGUGCUACGGUGUGAUGGGGGUUCUGGACCGUCUCCAUGGGACAGACGAGCAGUUCCGCCACAACAAGGCGUACGAUCGCCACGUCACGCUGCUGGGUCUGACUCCGCUAUCCUGGUCCAUCCCAGACAAACCCAAGGCGAGCAAGGAGACCCUGGCCUGUCACAAGACGUCUUGCCAAAUGUCUAGCCAUGGCCCCAUGUCAUGUGGUCAGACUCAAGACAAUAACCAAGUGCCAAUGGGGAAGAACAGAGUAAUUCACUAA
Branchiostoma belcheri (Belcher's lancelet) is the source of this 1020-nucleotide messenger RNA. RefSeq names its product fatty acid hydroxylase domain-containing protein 2-like. Gene Ontology annotation, molecular function: iron ion binding; C-4 methylsterol oxidase activity. The transcript is spliced from 7 exons. The record is from RefSeq and is a predicted model, not a curated record. Gene Ontology annotation, biological process: sterol biosynthetic process. Lineage: Eukaryota; Metazoa; Chordata; Leptocardii; Amphioxiformes; Branchiostomatidae. The coding region runs from base 1 to 1020 and encodes 339 amino acids.